Molecule: messenger RNA, 4875 nt
Organism: Lindgomyces ingoldianus
Lineage: Eukaryota; Fungi; Ascomycota; Dothideomycetes; Pleosporales; Lindgomycetaceae
Product: phospholipid-translocating P-type ATPase
Exons: 4
Coding region: 165-4739 (1524 amino acids)
Biological process (GO): phospholipid translocation
Cellular component (GO): plasma membrane
Molecular function (GO): ATP hydrolysis activity; ATP binding; ATPase-coupled intramembrane lipid carrier activity
Source: RefSeq, a predicted model, not a curated record
CAGCGUCGGCCCUGCCCAGUGUUGUCGACCCAGCAUCGUCAUAUCCUGGAGUGCAGGCGAAUUGGCAUCUGUUGUGGUGUAGAGGCCUUCCCGGCUGAGGCCGGCCAACCCACCAGCCCCAAAGCUGCCCCGGAUCGUCUGCCUGCACAGCGCCCGUCGCAACAAUGGCCGCCCUACCGCAUCUGGAGGACAGCGAAGUCACAAAUCCCGUCAAGCGGAUACGAUGGGCUACGCAUCGGGCAAAGGGCCCGAAAGCCGACCACAAGAGACAGUCGCUCAAGGAGCGCCUGCAUCGGCGGAUAGGCUCCGGCGAGAAGAAGAGGGACUCUCUAGGGAAAGAAGGCGGCCCGCUGGAUAACGGGGACGAAGGUUCAGAUGUGGGUAGUGAGGAGCAGGAUCCUGGCCGCAGAGUGUAUUUCAACCUCGCGCUCCCCGCAGAAGAGCGGGACGAAGAUGGCCAUCCCAAAGCAAACUACGCGCGAAACAAGAUACGAACGGCCAAGUACACGCCCAUCAGCUUCGUCCCGAAGAAUCUCUGGUGGCAGUUUCACAACAUUGCAAACGUCUACUUUUUAUUCAUUAUUAUUCUUGGGAUAUUUCAAAUUUUUGGUGCCUCGAAUCCCGCUCUCAAUGCGGUCCCAUUGAUCGUUAUCCUCACCCUUACAGCUAUCAAAGAUGCAGUCGAAGACUGGAGAAGAACCGUGCUAGAUAACGAACUGAACAACGCGCCUGUGCACAGGCUCGUCGGUUUUAGCAACGUCAACACGGCUGAAGAUACUGUGUCCAUGUGGCGAAGGUUUAAGAAGGCGAAUACUAGAGCUAUUGUUUGGGUCUGGAAUAGUUGGAAAACUAAGAAAUCAUCCAAAGGCAAAGAGAAGGGCUGGAGAGAAAGAGCCCAGGACGAACUAAGGCCCUCCUUGGAGACCCGCCGAGCAUCCGUUCUCUCACAUCGAUCGUCCUACCGUGCCCAUGGGGAGGACGGCAUUCCAAUGACCCCGGUUCCCUCGCCUCUCCCUGACCAAAAACCUCCGACAGAUGCUAUGAACAUCGACGGUCAAACUCAUGUCGUGGAAGGCGACCAAGCAAAGGUUUCUGGAAUAAAGACGCCUCAAGGACAGAAGUUUUGGGGUAGCGUUAUGAACCCGUUCACGACAACCCCAGACAAGGCUCGGUUCAAGAAGGACGCUUGGAAAAGUGUGCAGGUCGGUGAUUUCGUUCGCUUGUACAACGACGAGGAAAUUCCCGCUGAUAUCGUCAUUCUUUCCACUUCAUCAGAGGACGGUGCAUGCUACGUGGAAACCAAGAAUCUCGACGGUGAAACUAAUCUGAAGGUCCGUUCGGCAUUGCAUAGCACACGAGACGUUAAGCACGCUCGUCAUUGCGAACGGGCUGAAUUCGUCAUCGAAAGCGAGGGACCGCACUCAAAUAUUUACUCAUACAGUGCCGUUAUUCGAUGGCAGCAACACGACACCAAAGAUCCAAACGUUCCAACCUAUGAAAUGGCAGAGCCUGUGUCUAUCAACAAUCUAUUGCUUCGUGGCUGUCAACUUCGAAAUACCGAGUGGGUUCUUGGUGUCGUUGUUUUCACAGGAGAGGAAACGAAAACCAUGAUCAACUCAGGCAUCACUCCCAGCAAGCGCGCCAAGAUCACGAAAGAUCUCAACUGGAACGUCAUUUACAACUUCAUCAUUCUCUUCGGGAUGUGCCUCGUUUCUGGGAUUAUCCUAGGAGUAUUCUGGGCCAAGCCUGACACAUCUCAUUCAUUGUUCGAAUUCGGAUCCUAUGGAGACAACAAGCCAGCUCUGGAUGGUGUCAUUUCCUUCUGGGCUGGAGUCAUCCUCUUCCAGAACUUGGUGCCCAUAUCCCUCUACAUUACUCUGGAAAUCAUCCGCACACUGCAAGCCAUCUUCAUUUACAGUGAUGUUCAUAUGUAUUACGAGGCACUCGACUAUCCAUGCACGCCUAAAUCCUGGAACAUCUCUGAUGAUGUUGGACAGAUUGAAUAUAUCUUCUCCGAUAAAACCGGUACCCUGACACAAAACGUCAUGGAAUUCAAGAAAUGCACUGUCAACGGGGUACCCUAUGGCGAGGCCUACACAGAGGCGCAAGCUGGCAUUCAACGAAGACAAGGAAUUGACGUUGAUGAGGAGGGUGCCCGUGCUCGCGAGCAGAUCGCGCGCGAUCGUGUCCGAAUGCUUGAAGGAAUCAGGAAGAUGCACGAUAAUCCCUACCUUCGAGAUGAGGACUUGACUUUCGUUGCUCCAGACUACAUUGCCGAUCUCGCAGGGGAGUCCGGCCAAGAACAGAAAAUUGCCAACGAACGUUUCAUGGUCGCUCUUGCACUUUGCCACACUGUCAUCACGGAAAGAACACCAGGUGACCCCCCAAAGAUCGAAUUCAAGGCACAGUCUCCAGAUGAAGCUGCUCUCGUUGCUACCGCACGCGACGUUGGAUUCACUCUUGUCGGCCGAGAGGACGAUCGCCUUGUUGUCAAUGUCCUGGGCGAAGAGCGUAGAUAUACCGUUUUAAAUACCCUGGAAUUCAACUCUUCCAGGAAGCGAAUGAGUGCAAUCAUCAGAAUGCCGAACGGAAAAAUCAUCUUAUUCUGCAAGGGAGCAGACAGUAUGAUUUAUUCAAGGUUGGCUCCUGGCCACCAGCGCGAGCUUCGUCACACCACUGGAGAGCAUCUUGAGAUGUUCGCAAGAGAAGGUCUUCGAACGCUCUGUAUUGCACAGAGGGAGAUCGAGGAGGAGGAAUACCAGGAAUGGCAAAAGGAUUACGAACUCGCCGCUAAUGCCAUUAACAAUCGCGAAGAUAAAUUAGAGGAAGUUUCCGACCGCAUCGAGAAUGAUCUAUGGCUCCUUGGUGGAACUGCCAUUGAAGACAGACUUCAAGACGGUGUUCCAGAUGCCAUCUCACUCCUCGGCAGAGCUGGCAUCAAGUUGUGGGUCUUGACAGGGGACAAGGUGGAAACUGCCAUCAACAUCGGCUUUUCUUGCAACUUGCUUGACAAUGGGAUGGACCUCAUUGUCUUUAAGGUCGAAGACGAGAGCCUUGAGACUGCGGAGGCUAUGCUUGACAAGAAUCUAGCUAUUUUUAAUAUGACGGGAUCGGAAGGAGAGCUUGCCGCUGCGCAAGACAACCAUGAACCUCCAGCCCCUACACAUGCCAUCAUCAUCGACGGAGAUUCCUUAAAGCUAGUUUUGGGCGAUUCUCUCAAGCGGAAAUUCCUCCUCCUCUGCAAGCAGUGCCGAUCGGUUUUAUGCUGCAGAGUAAGUCCCAGUCAGAAAGCUGCCGUCGUGCAAAUGGUUAAGUCUGGGCUCGACUGCCUUACGCUCGCCAUUGGUGACGGUGCGAACGACGUCGCCAUGAUCCAGGAAGCGCACGUGGGUGUUGGAAUUGCUGGUGUUGAAGGUCGCGCUGCAGUCAUGUCAUCCGACUAUGCCAUUGGUCAAUUCCGCUUUCUAACUCGACUUGUCCUCGUUCAUGGACGCUGGUCUUACCGCAGACUUGCUGAGACAAUUGCAAACUUCUUCUACAAGAAUCUUGUUUGGACGUUCUCGCUGUUCUGGUAUCAGAUUUAUACCAACUUUGACUGCCAGUACAUCUUUGACUACACCUACAUCAUAUUAUUCAACCUUGCAUUCACCUCGCUUCCUGUCAUCUUGAUGGGUGUCUUGGAUCAAGAUGUUGACGACAAGGUAUCAUUAGCCGUACCACAGCUCUACCGUAGAGGUAUUGAACGAAAGGAGUGGACGCAACCCAAGUUUUGGAUGUAUAUGUUCGAUGGCAUUUAUCAGUCUUCUAUUACAUUCUUUAUGGUCUACCUCCUUUUCUCCCCUGCCACGUUCAAUACUGCAAAUGGACAGAGCAUCGAUGAUCUGAAACGGAUGGGCGUUUUCAUCGCUACCAUUGCUGUCGUUGUUGCCAACUUCUAUAUCCUUUUCAAUACCUACAGAUGGGACUGGUUGAUGCUGCUCAUUGUUGUUAUCAGCACUCUUCUCGUCUGGUUCUGGACCGGAAUUUACACUGCAUUCACCGGAAGUGCCCAGUUCUACAAGGCCGCUCCGGAGGUUUACGGAAGUCUUGCCUUUUGGGCAAUUCUUCUUGUGGCGACAAUAAUGUGUCUUCUUCCACGAUUCACCGUCAAAUCCAUUCAGAAGAUCUACUUCCCCGGAGACGUUGAUAUCAUCCGCGAACAAGUCAUACAAGGCAAAUUCGAUUACCUCAAGGAGACUGAUGCUUUCAUUCCCCCGCCACCCGAGAAAGUGAAGUCAAUGUCAUCAUCCGAAUCCUCAGCCGCCAAAACUAAGCCAGUGGCCAACACUCAUACCGGAGACGAUGACAUGCGACCAAUCUACCCGCCCUCGGUUGCCCCAACUGCAACAACCCACAACCCGAGAAGCCAGAACGGAAGUAAUAGUACAGAUUACACGUUUCGACGCUCAUUAGAAACCAUCCCCGCCCAUCGAAUAUCACUAGAUCGACCGCGACCAUCCUAUGACCGGGCUCGGAUGUCCAUGGACCGCGUUAGGCCAAGUUUUGAAGCUAGCAAUGAAUUUACAUCUGCUGCGCUCUUGACAAGAAUGGAAUCCAGCCAUAGUCGACAUAGCCAGCUAGGUCAGCAGCAGACAGGGCAUACGAUGAGCCGGCUACGAAACGCCUUCCGAAGGCCUACCGUCACUCGUGAGGAGCAACCGGAUUUAGAUCACCCACCACUUCCGCAAGCCCAACAAUGAGCUCUGCUCACCGAUGCUUGUAAUGACAUCUGACACAAUCAGAUACCACUGCACAUUCUUUUUAUCACGACUGUACAUAUUAAUGCCUGCUGGGGCAUGGUUUGGGUUGUCACUGCCUACAAAAUCCUUUCUUUGU